Diabrotica virgifera virgifera (western corn rootworm) is the source of this 1162-nucleotide messenger RNA. RefSeq lists its product as uncharacterized. The record is from RefSeq and is a predicted model, not a curated record. NCBI's taxonomy places the organism in Eukaryota, Metazoa, Arthropoda, Insecta, Coleoptera, Chrysomelidae. The coding region runs from base 212 to 1162 and encodes 316 amino acids. The transcript has 2 exons.
UAAAAAUAUUUGUUUAAAUUUAGUAAUACCAAUAUAAUAAGUGAAAAUUAAAAAAUGUCUAGAGGAAAACAAAUUCUAAAUAUGCUAAAUGCCGAUGGUAAGUAAAAUCAUAAUUUAUUUUCCACUGGUAGUGGUAGAAUAUUUUUACUGUAAUCUAAAAUUAUCCAGUUGUUUCUGUAUGUAUAAUGUGUACACAGAAUAAAUAAAAUAAAUGGGAUAUUGUUUUACAGAUGAACAAGAGAAUGUUCGUAUAUAUUGUUCAGAUAAGGAAACUGUAUUAGAAAAUUGCAAUAAAAGAUGUACAAAUGCUGACAAUUACUUGGAAGGGAUUAUACCAAUGCAGAAAACCUUUCCUUCUGAGCAACAUGCCCGAGAUGAGUCUGAGAUGUCCUACGCCAGUAGCGUUGCUGCAUCACUUCCAGAUGAAAUUCAGGAUCUAUUAGAUUUUUCAUCAGAUGAUAGUAUUGCAGAUCCAAAUUUUGUCCCUGCGCAGGAUGAAAAAUAUGAUAGCUUUGCCGCGGACAGCGAUAUAGUAGAAAGAAAAAAAAGAAGAGCCAAUUCAGAAGAAGAUAUAAAUAAUACUGCAGUAGACAAAUAUAACUUAGACGGGCCAGUCCACGAGAAAGUUAAAAAACGCACGAACAAAGAAACGAGAAAAAUAAGACAAGAGAGACGAGAAAAACGAAAUUUUGGUAAGGCGUAUGUUACAAGAACUGGAAAAGAGAUUAAAGAAAAAACUAUGCAAGAACUGAAAUUAUGUAGAAAUAAGUGCAAGGAAAAAAUAAAGGACGAAGUUCGCUUGCAACUUUUUAAAGAAUUCUGGGAAAUGGGAAGCUACAAUCGUAAGUUAGAAUAUAUAGCUGCUCUCAUGGAUGUUAAAGAGAAGAGUUCUAUGCGAAUUAGGUGUUCUGACCCAAUCAAACAACGGUACCGACAGCAUACCAUAAUUUAUCAUUUCCCUCUUCAUGGCGUUCGUUCUGUUGCUUGCAAGGACUGUUUUAUGAAAACUUAUAAUAUUAAUAAGAAAUUCAUAGAAGUUAUAGUAGCGAAAAAAUGUUCUCAAAUAUCAGGCGUAAUGACAUUAGACCAACGAGGAUAUCAUGAAAAUCGGAAGAAGGUAUCAGAUGAUGAAAAAAUAAGGGCAAGGGAUCACAUUUUAUAA